Aspergillus steynii IBT 23096 is the source of this 490-nucleotide messenger RNA. RefSeq lists its product as uncharacterized. The coding region runs from base 141 to 446 and encodes 101 amino acids. The record is from RefSeq and is a predicted model, not a curated record. NCBI's taxonomy places the organism in Eukaryota, Fungi, Ascomycota, Eurotiomycetes, Eurotiales, Aspergillaceae. The transcript has a single exon.
UUCCCUAAGUUCAUUCUUAGUGACCAGCAAAUCAUCCCUCCGUGUCUCUAAUACUUCUAUUCCCUCUCUCCACGCCUACACUCAAGUACGUCUUUCCCAAAUCUAAAAUCUCCGUCCUUACCGAGCCUAACCCAUCUAGAAUGCAACUCAAAUCCCUCCUCGUUCUCGCCGCCUCUUUCUCCCUGGCCACGGCCGACUACUACGUCGGCAACUGCGGCCAGGGCCCCGACUCGACCAAGGAAGCCCCUACUAAGAGUGCCUGCAGCGCUGUCGAGGGCACCCUUUGCACCGGCACCGGCAUCACGCGCUGCGUCGUCGACACUGGCAGGUGGAGUGACUUCACUUCGGCCUGCAAGAAGGAGGGCUUCGACAAGACCUACCAGCGACCUGGGUCGGUGGGCGAUCUGUCCACGGCGAAGAGCCUUGCCGCUUGCCCUCGGGUUUAGAGAUGGUGUUCAGGCGUGUGAACUGGACUGAACUGGACUGGACU